Molecule: messenger RNA, 6745 nt
Organism: Schistosoma haematobium
Lineage: Eukaryota; Metazoa; Platyhelminthes; Trematoda; Strigeidida; Schistosomatidae
Product: Death effector domain containing 2
Exons: 5
Coding region: 3-1499 (498 amino acids)
Source: RefSeq, a predicted model, not a curated record
AAAUGCCAUCAACUCAAAAUACAGUCGCUGAACGAGAUCCGCGCUACUGUCGCCAGUGGAAGUGUCAAGUUUCUGUGGGUGAAUUAUAUCGAUGGAUUUUAGCGAAACUUUCUGAUAAAGAUAUAAAGCGGGCCCUGCACAAAUACCGAGACUUAAUGCCUAGACAGUCGGAUUGGAACAGAAAACUGACACAAGCUACGAGUAUGCCAGAGCUUGGUUUUCGAUAUCUGUAUCGAUGUGGACAGAUAGAUGAAAGUAACCAUCGAACUAUGCAGAAAAUGCUGAAAUAUAUCGACCGUCAAGAUGUGCUGCCAUAUUUUGAUACAAUUUUGUAUAAUACCAACCAUUCUAAUUGUUCUUUGGAGGAGCUACAAAAAGUUCUGUUGGAUAAAGUUAGCGUGUUUUUAGAAUAUUCUUCUACACUGUCUGAAGAAGAAGUACAUCCAGAGCCUCCAUAUGAAAUAAUACGACGCCAACCAGUUGAGGGUUCACGAGUCACAAGAUUAAGCCUGAAAAGAAAAUCAUCUGUUGGUGGUACUGGUAAUAUUGCAUCUGUGAAGCGAGGGCGCCGGUCUACUAAUUCCUCAUCGGAGACUAGUCAAGUUAGUGAAUUCGAAAAUUCACCUCUUCGGUACUGUGGCAAAGUGCGAUCAGCGAUUAUUUCCAAUUCACUAAAUGGUCCUGUUGUGCAUACUAUGCUUUCCGCGUCACUUAUUAGCAUGCUGGCAUCUUUACAUACUACAUUAUCUCAAACAUUCGAUAAUCCCGGUGUAUCGUCUAUAACCCCUAAUGCAUCGAAUAGUAAUACAACUGGAAGUUGUAUUAGUAGUUCAAAUCCUUCUGUUCCUAAGAAUCCUUUAAUCUCUCAUUUACUGGCUAUUAUCCCACAUUUGAUUGCUGUUUCACGUGCUGCAAAUCAAUUAUCUAAUCCAAGCCUACUAUCUAAUCCAGCACUACCCUCUCGAAUAUCGAAUCUUCCAAAUAAUGUAAAUAAUAGCAAUUCAGGGAUUUUUGGUUCAAGAUUUGCUGGUAUUCAUAACAGGCCGGUAAUCAAUGCGGAUAGACGGCUGCCUCAACAGGUUCAAGAUCACGUAGAUCCUGCUGCUCCGGUUGUUUUAGAUAAUUUAAACCACGAGCAGAACGUUCAAGAUCCAAUCCACCCUAUCAUACCUGGUAUUCGUGCACCACUCAUCAACCCUCCUAACGUGGAAGCAGACCGUCCAGGUGGACUGUUGUUUGCACCUCAACCUAAUAUUCGACUUGCAGAUGGUGGAUCAUCUCCUGUAGUCUCUCAACAUUCGACAAAUCCCCCUGUUUUAUUAAAGCAUGUUGUUUUGUCAAGCGGAGGAAUAGGUAUUACUGCUUCGUCACAUGAUUCAGUAAUCCAUUAUUAUUGCAAUAUUAAACUGCAUGUCAAUAUUGAUUUUGGUCCUUCUACAGAAAGUUUAGUGAGUUUCCCGUCGCUUAACGUAAUUCUCAAUAGUUUGUACGUUUUUUAAAGUUAUUUAGAUGUCAUUAAAUUUAUUACCUCAGAAAAAUUCACUCACUAAGAGAUAUUUUUGAUUCGGACACUGAUAUCAGACAGUCAGUCACAACGUUGAACCUGGUACGAAUGUACAUCGGUUUAAGUUGCCGUACACCAUCAACCCAAAGAGAUCAAAUUGUCAGGUCAAAUCCCCGAAUAUUAGAGGUAGUAACAGUAUCCAUGGUAAAAGGAAAAAAAUACUCAUAGAAAAUACUAGUCGAGAAGUUGUAAAUUAGUGAAAUGGAACCAAAAAAUAUUAUGAGGAAUCCAGAAGCUCAGGAUUUAGGGAAACGCAAAGAACAAAUACACUUGCGUCAUUACAAACGACCUUGAGCCAUGUCAUUUAGAGUCUCUAACCAUUGGUUAUGAUAGUCACGUGAAUCCAAAGCAGGUGGUCUACACCUAUUAACAUGGUUCGGUCUAACUCUCGAUGACUUGAUGAGUCAGUCAGUCAGCUACAACGUAGGACCAGGCACAUAUAUGCAUCGGUCCAAGUUGCCAUACCUCAUUAACACAACAAGAUGGACACCGGAUUCAUAAAAGUAGUUAAUUCAGAGGUGGUAAUAUAUAAAAGAAAGAUUGCCAUAAGGAUAUAGUACAGAAAGAAAGAUAUGAAGCGAUUUUAAUCUCAUAGUUUAAGGGAAGACAGAGAAUGUAUAAACCGACGCCAUUGUGAUCGAUUCUGAGCCAUGUCACCAAGAGUCUCCAACCAUUGGUUACGAUAGUCACGCGGACCCCAACCAAGUAGUCUGCAUCUACCAACAUUGCUCAGACUAGAAGUUAGUGACUUCAAUCACUGAUGCCACGUUUUGGUUUGGCCGCCCCUAACGUUCUUCCAACCAUCCCGAGCACCGGUUAGCAUUGCACGUCGUGGUAAUCGGUGUUCGGGCAUACGUAACACGUGGCCCAACCAACUCAGUCGAUGAAGAUUCACAACCUCAUCAAAUGAUUUACCAUCAUUCCCUAAUACCCUGCGUCUAACCUCACUAUUAAUUACCCGGUGAUCCCAGCAGACGCGAGCAAUAUUUCUAAGGCAUCUGUGGUCAAAUACUAGUAGCUUACGAGUGAACUGUCAUGUUUUAAUUUGGCCACACUUAGCCUUCUCCCAGCCUAUUUUUGCACCAGACAACAUCACCAGUCGAGGUUGGCCAUACAUAACACUUCACCCAACCACCUCAGUUGGUGACGAGAUGCCACAUGUUUUUUGAAUGAUCAUUUACUGUAAAAUCAUGAAUUUUAAAGUUUACCAGUUUUUUUGACAAUUCAUUUUUGAAGCGAUGAAUAAUCCAAGAGGCCUUCUUACAUUUAAAGUUUUCAGAAACCGCUAUCUUUGACGAGGAAAGUAGGCUAAAAACUUAAAGUUGAAGAUUAUAAUUACUUUCAAACUUUUUAGUAGCUUAUAUUGUACUUUUAUUUGUCAAUAAGACAAGUGUUGGGUUUCGAAGUUACAGUUUUUGAGUUACGUUUUGUAUUUCCGACGUAUAUCAUUCCUUACUUUUCCCUUGAAAAUUAUAAAAAGCCUUGAUGAUUGGAGCCAUCGAUUAUUGAUCUGAGCCAUGUUAAUAGAUGCAGAUUACCUGGUUGGUGUUCGCUUAAUAACUGCGAUCAGUAGUUGGAAACGUUGGAUGACAUGACUCAGAAUUAGUCAUAGUUACGCAGAUCCAUUCACCAUUAAUCUUUAAGCCUUGAAUCCCUUUGUUUUCUCUUUUCAUCUUGUCUUCUCGUGUCAUAUUCCCUAUACUCAAUCUCAUUAUCAUUGCUACUGCGUCAUUUCGAUUUAUUUGUUAGUUUCACUGCGUAGUGUUAUAGUAUGGCACAUUGGAUCAGUCCGCACUUAAGGGAGGGUCUACAUUGAUUAUGACUGACUGACAUAGUGAUAUUGUAUCAAUUAGGCAGUUAGUUAUAAACAACUUAGGACGUGGCAUGUAUGUGUAGUAAACGAGAACUCAGGUGGGAAAAACAAAUUUAUUAUCCAAUGCAAAAUUACAGAGUUCACGAAAUGUGAAAACCAUACGUUAAAUACAUUAUUUGCACAUCUUCCUUCAGCUGUCGUUUAAAUGCUUCAUGAUUCUUUCAAUUCUGUUAUUAAAACUGCUCUCUGUAUCCCUUUCUGUUGUCUUUAUUUCAAUCUUCUGCUGGUAGACAUUCCAUAUUCGAUUGCUGCAACAUACUACUUAUAUCUGUCAGCAUAAAUAGUAUGCACCACAUAUGUACAUCGAUUCAAGCUACCAAGCCAUAUCAUUACAACAAGAUAAAAUUAUCAAGAUACAUACCAAAUUAAUAGCGGUAGAAACAGUAUUGGUGAUUGGUGUGACAAUGGUUUCACCAGUUUCUCCGAUGGUAAUGAAUUUAUUCAUGCAUUCCCCAGAAACCACUGCGGUCACAAAUGUAUAAAUCCACCAAAAGUCGGGUUACAGUAUGUAGAUGGCAUUUUUAUUAUCGUUAAAUGGAGUGGUUUAGAAGAGUUGUUUGAAAAUGUAAACAAAAUUUCGGAGAGCAUCAAGUUAACAAAAGGAUAUAGAGUCCAAUGACUACAAACUAGAGUUUCUCGAUUGUUUGUUUGAACGAAGAUAUAAUAAUAAGUUGAAAAUGAAGCUGUUCAUGAAAUCAACACAUUCUGAGAGAUAAUUAGAUUACGGUUCGGCUCAUGCGUAUUGUACAAAAGUCACAGUUGUAAAAAUUUAAUGAAAAGGAGUAUUAAUCUCAUUACGGAUAAGGAGGACCAACAGGUUGAAUUGAAUGGAGUUUUGCCUGCGCUUAGGGAAUAACAAUUACUCCAAAGAGUUCUUAAAUAGGAUUAUUUGAAAUGAAAGUAAAAUUAAACUAGAAUGUAUGCCAAAAGACUGUUCAUCCCAUACCGUAGUGACACAUUGGAAGAAGUCAAAAGGAUUCUAAACAAACAUGAUAUAAUAGUGUAUUUUCAGGCUAGUGGCACCAUAAGAUCAGCAUUAGUGAAAGUUAAGGAUAGGUUUCCAAAGGAAGAACAACAGAAUGUUCUUUAUGAAAUCAACUGUCAUGAUUGCAAUGCAGUUUAUGUGAGAGAAACUUCAAGACAAUUGAAUGUGAAUUUGAAGGAACACGAACAAUGUUUGAAAAAUGUUCCCAAAUCCUCGGUUGAUCUGAAGAAACUUGAGAAUAGGUCGGCAAUAGCGUUACACGAGUUAGAAACAGGAUACAAGAUCAAUUUUGAAGGGACCAAAAUACUUCAGGAAGAUUUUGGGACAUAAAGAAAAAUUGACAGCAGAAGCGCUCUAUAUAUGGGCCAAUAAGAACAGCCUGAACAGAAAAGAUGGUAUUCAACUAACUACCACAUGGAAAAGGUCCAUUAACAAGUAAUUGGACACUUUCUUUAUCCAACCUGUUUAUUUAACAUGCAUCGUUAUUCUGACAGAAAUUAAUCUGGAAUAUUUUAGCACUACAAUUAUAUAUUUGAUGAUUCUCAUUUUACAUGCACAUCAAUGAUUCAGAAACAAUUUCACUUAUUUUUACUUCAUAUAAAAAAAAUUUACCACCGAAUAUCAACUAUUAAUAACUGAAACUUACACACAUACAUACAUACACAAUCAAUCAUUCAUUCAUCUUAACAUUGUGAACUUUUCAUAUGAUUCACAUACAACCGAUUCAUGUUAUCCCACUUACAAAAGAGAAGAAUUCAAACAGUUCGUCAAGAUUUUUUUGAACGUCAGAUUGAUUUUUUUGUACAAGCAUCAAAUUUAUUGAAAACUCGUUCACCAAGUGAAUUUAUUUGUAAUUUACAAUUUACACGACUUAACCAACUUGAAGAUUUUUGGGCUGACUAUCAGUCAGGUGCAUUACGAUAUUAUCUCAUGUCUGUAUUGAGAAGUGAAAGGAAUCAAAGUUUUUUUGGUGAACCACCACAACAGAUAUCUUCCCAGUUUUCGUCAGUUGUCGAACAACAUGUUGUGCCUGAUGCUUUAGGUCAACAAAAUCAGGUUGCAAAUGCUGUGAAUAAUGAAGGAAUGGAUGCAGCUGUUCCUUUAGUGCCUAAUAAUGCAUCACAAAAUUCAGCUGAAAAUAAUUCUAAUGUUAUAGUCAGUAGUGGUAGUAGUUCGAGGCCAGUUGAUCCAAAAGUGUCUGGUUCCAAUUCAUCAGAAUAUUCUAAUCAUAAUCCUGCAUGCUCAACAGUUAAUUUGGCUUCAUCUUUAAAUAUGGCACAAGAUGAAAACUCACUCAAUAUGUUGACAUCUUGUAUUGAAGCACUGAAUCGUUCGUUCCAUCGUAUGAGACGUCGUGAAGUCACUAGUCCAUCUCUACCUACAGAACAAGUGAAUGAAUUUAUUAGAUUUGAAUUGAAUUUAUUUGUUUCACGUAGAGAAUAUGAAAAUGGCCGAUGUUUAUUAAUGCGUAAUUUACGUUCUAUACCGAGUUUAUGUCAGCUGGUUUCAGCAUCUUCAAUAUUAACACCAGAUACUGCUGUUAAUUCAGUCAGUACAACACCAUAAAAUCUCGAGAAAAAAAACAGAAAAAUUCUUAUAGUCUUUCCCGUUGAUGUUUUUUUAAUUAUUUGGGAACACUAAAACAUUUUAUUCAGUUUUUCGAUAUUUUUUUGUUCUGUAUAGCACCUGUACUUAUAAUUAGUUGUAUUUUUUAAAUUUUCUGCGUAAUAUGGAAUAAAGCCUACAUUGCUUACUUUUUAAUCUCAAUGUUGGCAAAGAGCAGUCGAUAUUUAUGUGAAAAGAAAUUCAGUCGAUCUUUGAAGAUAUUUAUCGUUUGUAUUGUUUUCUAAGUAGUUCACAAAUCUUCAUGAGAUCUAAUUAAUUAUGAUUAUUUUAAUAUUUUGAAAUUGGUUUAUUGUAAACUGCACAAAAUAUAUGACUUUAUCUCACAUUACGUUUUGGAAUAUACAUGUUUUCAAGUUGAAACUUUUAACUGUUCAGAACAGUUUGAUAUAGUUAUUGAAGCAAGCAAGCUUUCUAAUUUAAUUGCUUAAUUUAACAAGAUUUAAGUGAUUAGAUAAAUAGGUGAAACCUCAUAAUAUGUACCGAUAGUUUUACUCAUACCUAUUGGGGUAAUCAUUUAAGUGAUGCUGUUUAUGUUGGUCAAGUUAAAAUAUUGCACAUAUGCAUGAAGGGAAAAGUGUAUUAUAGGGACAAGAAAGCUACUUUCCAAUUUUUGCACGAAAUUAAAAAAUGAAUGAUUUUAAUUAGAUUGAAGGUGCGAUAGAAAUGUCUUUGUGUUGAGAGCGCUCAUAAUUGUCAG